AUGUGCGAUCAAGAAAACAUUAAUUCGAAUGAAAAGAAUGUAGAUGAUGAAAAAGAAAUAGUUGAAAAAGAAAGAGAUGAACAAGAUUACAAAGAAUAUUUGGAGUUUAGAGGUGAAAUCAUAGAUAGUCAUUGCCAUAUUCACGAAGAUGUAGAACAUAUCAAGGAGUCACUCGAGCUACCAUUUAAAAAAAUGCUUCUAAUGGGCACAACUGUACAGGAUUGGGAUAGAGUUAAUAAGCUUUUAGAAAGUAGUGGUAAUAACCAAGAUAGAUUUAUUAGAUGCUUUGGUAUACACCCAUGGUUUGUUUAUCAAAUAAAUCCACCAAAGGAACUUUUGGGUACAACUAAUAGUGAAAAUAAUGAAGUUUUCAAAAUUGACGAGUCAUGGUACAGCACUAUGAAAGAACAGCUUCUUAAAUACCCAGAUUCAUUAGUGGGCGAAGUUGGAAUCGAUAAAGUAACUAAAGUUAAGCAAAUUGGUAAAAAUGAUCAAGAGAGUCAAAUGGCAGUUUUUUCAAAACAAAUAUCGUUAGCAAAUGAAUUAAAUAGAUUGGUUAGUUUGCAUUGCGUACAACUACAUGGUCCAUUAUUGAAAUAUUUUCAAGAUUUACCUAUCGAUAAAUUUCCACCAAAAAUUGCACUUCAUACAUUUGGUGGUAAACCAGCAACGGUUGUACAGUUUUCAAAAAUGGCAGGUGGGAAAGGUGAUAGAUUUUAUUUUGGUCUUUCGUUUAUCAAUUUAACAUCAUCAAAAAUUGAAAAGCUUAUACAGGCUAUACCAGAUGAUAGAAUAUUAAUAGAAAGUGAUCAAUCCACACCAUUAAAAGCAGAAGCAUCAAUAUUUAAACUCAUUCAAAAAAUUUCAAGAUCAAAAAAUUGGACAAUUCAAAAAACGAUUCAACAAACUGCUUUAAAUGCUCUAAAAUUUAUUUCAAAAUAA
Molecule: messenger RNA, 942 nt
Organism: Dictyostelium purpureum
Lineage: Eukaryota; Evosea; Eumycetozoa; Dictyosteliales; Dictyosteliaceae
Exons: 2
Coding region: 1-942 (313 amino acids)
Molecular function (GO): hydrolase activity, acting on ester bonds
Source: RefSeq, a predicted model, not a curated record